Molecule: messenger RNA, 1764 nt
Organism: Sebastes umbrosus (honeycomb rockfish)
Lineage: Eukaryota; Metazoa; Chordata; Actinopteri; Perciformes; Sebastidae
Gene: rcn3
Product: reticulocalbin 3, EF-hand calcium binding domain
Exons: 8
Coding region: 152-1105 (317 amino acids)
Cellular component (GO): endoplasmic reticulum
Molecular function (GO): calcium ion binding
Source: RefSeq, a predicted model, not a curated record
AAACCUCCUCAGGGUGCUAGUGAUUGGCUGCAUGAGCUACAAGUCCCGCCUCCUCGACAUAUUUAAAGGUACAGGAGUGCCAACGCGGACUAUCUGCUGUUCAAGCUGCUGAAGGGAGGUGUCGCGAGAAGCUGCCAACAAACUGUCAAUCAUGAUGCUGCUGAAGUCACUAGCAUCCCUCUGCGUCCUGGCUGCUGCUGCCUUUGCCGUCCCCGCUAAGGAGAAGCGCGUCCAUCACCAAGCCGAUCUGAGUGACCAUGCCCACGACGAUGGUGACGGCUUCAAGUACGACCACGAGGCCUUCCUGGGCAAGGAGGAGGCCAAGACCUUUGACCAGCUGACCCCCGAGGAGAGCAAAGACAAAUUGGCGAAGAUUGUGGACCGCAUCGAUACCGACAAGGACGGCUACAUCAACCAUGUAGAGCUGCACUAUUGGAUCAAACACAGGCAGAGGAGGUACAUCGAGGAGAACGUGAACAAACACUGGAAGGACUACGACCAGAACCGAGACGGAAAGAUAGGCUGGGAAGAGUACAAAAACACCACCUACGGCUACUAUAUGGACGAUGAGUUUCAUGACGUCGACGACAAGGCCACCUAUAGAACCUUGCUCAUGCGGGACGAAAGGCGCUUCAAGACAGCUGACCGAGACGGCGACGGUAUUGCCACGCGCGAGGAGUUCACUGCCUUCCUUCAUCCGGAGGAGUUUGAUUACAUGAGAGGCGUGGCAGUGCAGGAAACGGUGGAAGACAUUGAUAAGGACGGCGAUGGCAGGAUCAAUUUAGCGGAAUACAUCGGUGACAUGUACUCACCAGAGAAUGGGGAGAGCGAGCCGGAGUGGGUCCUGACAGAGAGGAAACAAUUCUACGAGUUCAGAGAUACCAACAAGGAUGGCUACAUGGAUGCUGAAGAGGUGGCCAACUGGGUUCUGCCGGGAGAGGUUGACCAUGCUGACAAUGAAGCCAAGCACUUGAUCCAUGAGACAGACGCCGACAAGGACCAGAAAAUAACCAAGAAGGAGAUUCUGGCUAACUGGAACAUGUUUGUGGGCAGCCAGGCGACCAAUUACGGGGAAGACUUAACGAAGAGACACGACGAACUUUGAUGUGCUAUCACAAGCUCACUUGGAGAAUUUGGUUACUGUGGUUUUUGGGGUGGGGGGGUGAGGGUGGUUCUCAGUAAAGUAAGGUUUCUGACUCUGGGUUACAAGGAUAUAAUCAUGUACCUUUUGGUCACACAUGCACAUACACACAUACACACAAUCCACUCUGAUUCCGCAUGCACUCACAUACUGUGUAUGUGAAUACAGAUGAUACUGUUCUCUCUUUUGCUUUACUUACACAUCCACGUGAUUGUUUUAAACUGAGAUGCAUAUCCUCAUAGAUAACAUAUUCCUUUUUGUCGAGCAAAAAACUGUGUGUCUUCAAAAAUUACAAACACACACAAAACUGUGGAUAACGUCCAACAUGCACUGGCGUCCGGCUGAAACAAUGCCUUUUUCUAUGAGCCUGAGAGGUUGGAAAGUAGUCUCAACACACAGAGGGAGAUGCAAUUGUUGUAUAAUAAAGACCAGCAAACGUUGGGGUUACAGAGUUUUUAAUCAGAGACAGACAUGGUUAUGUUUACCAGUGAACAUUUGCCAACAUUUGCUGUCAAAAAUUGUAUGAAAUGCACAGUUGGAAGAGAGGUGAGUUGUUGACUGAAGGGCUGUGUUACUGACUUUUUGGGGGUUUUACUAUUAAAGUAUUUUUUUUUUUCUACAAA